Anolis carolinensis (green anole) is the source of this 4592-nucleotide messenger RNA. RefSeq names its product F-box protein 47 (gene fbxo47). The coding region runs from base 467 to 1912 and encodes 481 amino acids. The transcript has 11 exons. Lineage: Eukaryota; Metazoa; Chordata; Lepidosauria; Squamata; Anolidae. Gene Ontology annotation, molecular function: protein binding. The record is from RefSeq and is a predicted model, not a curated record.
ACGUCAGGAGAGAAUGCUUCUAGAAUGGCCAUAGAGCCCGAAAAACUCACAGCAACCCAGUAAUUCCGGCCAUGAAAGCCUUCGACAACACAUAGCUUAUGAAGGCAUUACAACAUGAACAAGCAACCAUGAAUUUAUAUAGGCACCGCCACUUUCCCUCCAAACCGUCCACAUUAACAAUGGCAAGCGAGGAACCUUUUGGCGCCAUUGACGUCAGGGCGAGGAGGGAGGCUCGUUGGGUCCCCCUGGGGGAGAAGAGCGGUAUAUAAAUUAAAUAAAUAAAUAAAAAAUAAAUAUUCAUGAGCGGGGCGAGGCCAAGCGUUCUGAAGAAGGGAGGGAAGCAGAAAGGCGGGAACUUUUAAACCAUGUAUUUAAAGGGCACUAAGCUUAACUCAAGGGAACUCUUACUGAGGGGAACAAAAAUCCUGUGGUGGCUGAAUUCCCGAACUGCUCUCUGGAAUCCAUAAUGAGCCAGAUGAAGGGCAAGAGAAAGAAGUCAAGUCUACCCAAAAAUGAGUUCUUGACGACUAGAUUUACGGGCCGAAAAAGAAGGAUGACAUCUUCUCUAAGAACUGACUAUACCUUAAUUCCUAACCAGAGAUAUCGACGUAGCUAUCGUAAUUCCAGCAAAUUCAGCAAUACUCAAGACACAGAUUCUUCAUCUCAGUCAACCCUUGGGAAUUUCAAAACACUUCCUUUAGAAAUAUUUCACAUAGUUUUACAGUAUCUGCCAGUGAAGGAUAUCAGCAUGCUAAGCAUGGUAUCAAAGACUAUCAGCAACCGCCUUAUUAAUUACAUCUCAACUCCUACAGGAAACAAAAGGCUUUUGGUGCAGAACUUUCAUAAUUCUGAACUCUCUGUCUGCCGGAUGGGAUUCUCCAUUCUAGAGCACUACAGAUGCUUAGGCCUGUUGCUUAAAAGGUGUACCUUUCUGCUUCCUACAAAGGAGAGGCUGAAAUACAUACAAAAGAUAUUUGCAGAAGUUUCCUGUUUUAAGCUUAAUGGUUGCAUGGAUCCUUUGCAUUGUUCUGGACUACUGUGUUAUGGGGUGUUUUUACAGACCUUAACAGCUGGCUGGGAUGAAUUAGAAUGUCAUCGGGUUUACAAUUUCCUUUGUGAUAUUAGCAAUUUAUCCCGCAGAGUACAGACAGUUGUCAGCAGCAAACCUGGAAGUGCACGAAAGUUGGAGCUGAGGAUAAGGAUAUUUUGCCGGAAUGUUCUUCUGAACCAUUGGAUCCAUAAGGGCGAUUCUGCAUUUUGGCUGUCACGUAUUUUGAAGCCAUGGCCAAUGGUAAAUCAAGCCCGACUACUCUAUAUAAUAUUUGGGCCUGCCUGUACUCUGGAUGGACAUGUCAUUUGGCAUAAAAUGAUUGAUGGACCAACUGAUGAAACAAAUUUGAAAGGACUGGCAGAUGCUAUUAAACUACUUUAUGACAUAGAAGCAAAAGAGUGGACAGCAGAUGACGUCAUAAGUCUGGUGGAUGAACUUUCAGUAGUUCCUCGGGAAUGGCUUCUGGAGAACAGUGCCCGGCUUCUUAUCUUAUGUGGAAACAAUAUCUGCUUCACUUUUAUGGCUAGCAAAGCUGUGAAUGGCCGAGCUAUUGAACUGGCAAGAUUAGUGGUUUUCCUGGCUUUGGUGUGUGAGAAAGACCUCUAUUGCAUGGACUGGGCUGUAAAAAUGAUGCAGAAAGUCUGCAAGGUUUUCAGUUCUCCAGGCGAAAGAAACAACUUCUUGCAAAGUGUAGAGAAUACUUUCGCACAGAUUAUCAUGGACGCAUUACAGUCAGUGAUAUCGGGUAAGAAACACAGAAGUAAAAUUGCUCAUUGCUUUCAUCUCAUUUUCUUAAAGAUGUCAGUUUGCCUUGAUGCUGCUUCUACAUGCAAGUGCUAUUUAUUCUCUGUCAUCGAAUGAGACGUUCUAACUAACAGAUGCUGGAAAUAGUUUAAUUGAAUACAUCAAGUCCCAAAAGAUUUCAACCAAAUAUCUUUCCCCGGGGCUUUAAAUUCUUCCUUUGAAUGCUCAAAAAGUACUAAUACCUCCAACACCUUUGAGCAUGUGCUCUGUUCCAUUAAAAUAUUUCCUGCAUUUAAGGCAGAGCAAAACUAGAUAAACUUAAAAUGUAUAAUUCCACAUCUCCCCUCCCCCCUUUCCUUUUCUGUGUGUGUUGGCGGGGGGGGGGGGGAGUAAAUAUCAACCAAAGGGACGAGGAUUAAGAUUAGAACUACCACAAAUUACAGACAGUAGUUUAAUUAUUUCUCUUUAUGCCAUGGUCUUGAUUAAUAUCCCCCCCCCCAAAAAGCAGCUGCAUACCCUCCAACAUUUUACUGAUGAAAACACCAGUAUGCAGUCAUGAUGGCAAAUUGUUAAUUAGGAAGGUCACACAAACGAUGAGAGGCUGCAACAGUUUGCUUUUGCCCAAGCCUAAAUAGAAGGGCAAGGUUCUACCCUUCUUCUUCUUUCCUUUCUACUAAGUUAACUGAAUUAAUUGGCACUUUGAACCUAGGUUGCAGCAAUUCAUGUAAGGUUAUGACAAAGGAGCAAAGAAGAAAAACAUGGGCAUUAAAAGCAAUUGAAAAAGUGGGAUGACAGGGUCAGUCGGGACUGAUCCUGACAAAUUGCAACAGUUGUAGUACUAUUGAGAAAUAAAAGCUUCUGGGGGAUUAUAUUAAUGGGGGCUGUAUGAUAAAAGCUUUAAAAAUAGCUCCUUAUCUGAAAUUAUCCUAAUCUUGACCUCUCCUGUCUCAUUCCCCAUCUACUAUUUUACUUUUUGAAAAUCCAGAAAUUCAAACAAGCAUUUGUGUAGUGUAUACCUUCAGAUAAUUUACUCAUCCCCUCCUGCCCUUUUACUUCUCAUAUUUAUGAUUGAAUCUUUUCCUUAUUAAAUUUCUUACCUUCUAUAUUAUUUAUAAAGCAAACUCAUAAUACAAAAAUAUUAUAUCCAGGAUCCCAAUGGAAAUGGAUCCCUAUUACAAAUGAAAGACAGACUAGUUAUAAAUGGCUAUGAGCAUGUAUAGCACAGCUAUUGGCUUUCCACUUGUUUACAAAAAUUUAACCAAUACAGUCAAUACAUAACAGAAUCAGAAGAUAAAGGAAACAAUGAAGAUUAAAUGCUUAACAAAUUAAAGCUAUUAAGAUGCUGCCGAGAACCCGUAGCAUUGUCAAACUUAAUUAUGAAUGGCAAUACCCAUCCCAACCUACUUUCACAGUCUAGCACUGGAGCAUUUCUGAUUGGAGCCCUGAAAAGUGGCAUCUUCAAUGUUCCAAAGUCUGGAAAGGGCCCUCAAGGCCCUGUCAUAAAUGCUUGUCCCAAGGUACCACACAAACAAAAGGGUGGACAGUAUUUCAGAGCUUUCUGAUCUCCAGCUUCUCAAAAUCUCUUUGGUUUGACAUGCUGCCAGGUUGUGACAGUCAAGUUUUGAGGUCACAUAGAAUUGGUCAUUUCGCGAAUCCUCAGCAAUUAAGAUAUCAAAGGUCUAUCUUAUGAUAUCUUAACUGUUGGACAGGAAGCCUGCCCUUUAAUUUUAUGACAGGACUAUUUUGAGGGUGUCAAACUCAUUUUCAUCAAGGGCUACAUCAGCCUUAUGGUUACCUUCAAGGGGCCAUUACAUUCAUGGCCAAAAAAUACAUGGAUACAGUGGAUCAACUAUAUAUAUUUUUUAAUUUAGCAGUCAGUUCUCAGAUGUUAUUGUAAUGACACCUCCCAUUGCUUUUGAUUAUCCAUCAUGUGGACUGGGGAUAAUGGGAACUGUAACUCAAUAGCACUGGUGGCUCUGAGGUUAGGGAAAGAUUUAAGAACAUUUUCAAGUCAGACAUCAUAUCCACAAGCCUUGUAUCUAAAUUGAAACCUCACUCUCCUGACUAAACAGAACAAAGCUUUCAGAGGUUAAUGUAUCACAACUCCCAUCAGCUCUAGUCAUGAUGUCCAAUGAUGAGAAAUACAAGAUUUGUAGUCCAACCUCUGGAGGACCACAUAAAAUGACACAAAGGGCCACAUUUGUGUUUGAUACGUGUGGACUACUUUCAAUUUUUUGAGUGAGGCAGAGCAUGAGCAGAAACCACUUAUUUCCACAUUUGAAAAGGAACGUGCUUCUUUUAACCUGUUACUUAUUUUUGCUUAGGGGUGCAUGAAGAGGAGGAUAGCAGCUUUUUAAAUCUAUUCCAUCUUGUGAAUGCACAAGCAAAUUUUCACAAAGAAAUCCUCUAUCUAACCAUGGACAACAGCUUGUGAAAAUAUUUGGAGUUCGGAAAGUAACUGUCCAUCAGCAGUUAAACUCCUUUGCUAUUAUUUUUCAUCUUUCUCUUUUGGUGUCAGUACUCUUGCCUGCUUUCCAAAUUGACAUUUGACACAUCAGGUUAAGAGCUAUUAUACUUUUAUGCACAUUGAAAACUCAAAAUGGCUGCAAAAUAUAUUUCUGGCUUUAAAUUAAUGCUCAGUUACAACUUUUCUGUAAUUCUCAGUGAAGUUGGAAUUAUAUAUUUAAUGCUAAAAAUAUGCUGAGAUCAAUGUUUUAAUUGUAAAUAAGCAAUAUUACCUAAAAUGUUUCUAUUUAUAUAACAUUGCAUUAAACAAAAAUAAUGAGUACACAUUAAA